AUGGUCCUGGCUGCCAAUGGGUUUAUCUGCGUUGGGACAGAUAAGGGCCGCAUAUUCGUUUUCGAUUUCAAGCAAACAUUGAAGUGUAUAUGCGGUAGAUCAAUCCUUGGGCCUGUCUCCGCGGUUGCGCUAUCGAACGACCAUACAUUUGUCGCAUCUGGGCAUACUACGGGCUACAUCCAACUUUUCAACUUAAAAAACCCUGAGGUCGCAGCUCGUACCGUGACACCUGUUACUCUUGCCGCUAUCACGUCUGGCCGACAGGAAGGACAUCUUUCAGGCUCCCGUAUCAUCAGCAUAUCAUUUGUGGCUGGCCGUCAUACAGCUGUGGUCUCCGCUGAUGAGCACGGUCUAUCGUUUUAUCACAGCCUUGGCAAAGUCCUAUUUGUGGAUGCAUCAGAUACGAUACGCAUUUUCGGGAACUAUCAUGGAGAGGAUGCUCCCGAAGCUAGUAUCGUUGGUCAUCCCGCAGACCCACUUUCCCAACAGAACGCACUCAAUCGCACCUCCUUUCGCCGCAGAAGACGACCAUACAAUACAAUCCUAGCAAUGAGCACUCUUCCUCUAGGACCUCUUCCACAUUCCACCGAUGCAUAUCAGAUUGCUGCCUUGCUGACGCCUACAAAACUCGUUGUUGUGGGCCUGCAGCCUACUCCAAAGACAUGGCUGAAAAUUAUGCGAGAUGAGGAACAAUUGUCGUUCCCCGCUUAUCGAAGGAGAGGAUGUCUUGCGUGGUUCCCUAGCGUUCAAGAUAGUUCCACAGAAAAAUUGGACAAAACAAUGGGCAAGAAGAAUGCAAAGGACGGGAAACGAUCACAACGCACGCCAACUCAUCCUGUUCUCUCGUACUCGUGGGGGGGUCACGUAUAUCUAUUACGUGUACAUGAACAGAAGAUCAAACAGACCGUGUUAAACAGCCGCACAGGGAAAAUGAACGAAGUGGAAGUUGGCACGCUGGUGUUCGAGGAGGCGGGAAAGUGGAUGAUGGAUGAUGCCGUCCUUGCCAUCCAAUGGCUUAAUGUCAAUCAAAUGGCCAUAUUUACUGCGAGCACCUUGAGUAUCUAUGAUGUGCAUGGCAUGAAAAUAGUUGAAACUGUCCGAUUCGACUCUUCUUCGCUGGUAUCGCCUUCGCUAGGUUCUACGGGAAAUGGCUCGGUAUCAUACUCGGAAUCUGUGAGAGACAUCGCCCAUAGUAUUCGGACCUACAAAGGAAAGGAACUACUUGUUGGUACCUUGCUUAGCUGGGCUGACAGGAUCCUGUCCUUCGUUGAACAGGGUGAUUUUCUCAGUGCCAUCAAUCUGACCCGGACAUACUAUACAGGCGAGGCUCCUGGCAACCGUAAUGGUCUUCCUGAAGAUCCAGAAGAACGUCAGAUCGUAAUCGCUGAUAAAAUUCAUGACCUGAUGGUGGCAUCCUCCCGUUAUGCAUUUUCUGAAGACCGCAUGACAGAUGGCACACACGCGUCACUUGAUGGACGGGGCGUCGAUCGCACCUCGCUCUUUGAAGAUCUGGUAGCAACAUGUGCCCGUGCUUGUAUUGCUUUGGAUGACUUUGACUUCUUGUUCGAAGAAUUGUUCCAGCAGUACGAAAACGCCGGCAUUUACCGGAUGUUCCUCCAUCAGCUUGAACCUUUCGUGUUGAAUGGCAGCAUCCCUUCAGUGCCUCCUCGCAUCACACAACGACUAGUGGCGCUACAUGAGGAGGACGGACGUCCAGAUCUCGCAGAACGAAUUAUCUGGCACAUCGAGCCCUCUUGCUUGGACAUCAACCAAGCCAUUAAUCUCUGCCGAACCCACCAGCUAUGGGAUGCGUUGGUUUAUGUGUACACUCGUGCACUGCGAGAUUAUGUUUCUCCCAUCAUCGAAUCCCUUGCCCUUAUCCGUAGCCUACGGCAGAACCCAGCGCCUACAGACACCAUCAUUAAGAAUGCUUAUAAGAUUUAUUCUUACUUGGCAACCGUGCUGUGUGGGAAAAUCUAUCCAAGCCAGGAGCCUAUGGAGCCAGAUGAGGCUUCAUUUGCUAAAAGAGAUGUGUACUCGUUCGUUUUUUGCGGACAUUCCACUAUCUGGCCCGCUGAAGGAGGAAAUAUGGUUUUGACAUCCCAAGACGAGAGCGGUAUGGAACCAACAUAUCCCUAUGCUCGACUCUUACUCCGCUUCGAUGCUGAAUCGUUCCUGGAUUGCUUGGAUAUGGCUUUUGAGGACUCAUAUCUACACGACUUCCCAGACAUGAGUCGGCUGAUGAUAGUGAGGAUUCUACUGGAUAUUAUGUCCAGUGAAGAUCUCUCACCAUCUGAUGCCACGUUUAUGAAUAUCUUCAUUGCACGGAACGUCCCAAAGUACCCCCACCACAUUGAAGUCGCACCCAGUAUCCUUCAUAACAUUCUUAUUGCACUCGCUAUCCAGCCUGAAGUGGAAACGCGAGAGGACCGUCAGCUCGCGGCAGAGUAUCUCCUGUCCGUUUACACCCCUCAUGAUGGAGACCGAAUUCUGCAGCUCUUUGAAGAUGCCGGAUUUUAUCGCAUCUUACGUAGUCGGUACCGCCACGAGCUUCGCUGGGGUCCCCUCCUCACCGCGUUCCUUCAUGAUCCAGAACUCCGUUCUUCAGAAAUAUUCAGCGGCUUGGAAGAAGCCAUUGCCAGUUCGGCAAGAGAUAACAAAAAGCAGGUUCCUGGCGAUGUCAUUAAUACUCUCGCCAUUUCACUGGAUCAACUCUUACAAGCCGACGUUCUUGCAACUGCGUCUCUUCUAGACAAGCAUGCCCCUCAGCUUCAUGAGACCGCACUUCAGAGACCCCCCUUGUCGGAUGAUCGCGACCAAUUUGUCUACCUCAACCACCUGAUCCCUGACAGUGAAUAUGACCAGUAUUCUACCACUCCCAGUUCCCCGACUCGUAUCAAUAGCCGGCUUCGCCACCACUUCGUCAGCUUGCAGUGUCGUUUUUCUCCUUCUGGUGUCAUUUCCGUCCUUAAACGUUUACAAGACGGCAUUGACUGGCCGACGGCUUUGGGUAUAUGCGAGGAAGCAGGAGCGUAUGAUGCUGUCAUAUGGGCCUUGAAUUACACUGGACAGCCACGGGAAGCCCUCUCAAAAGCCGACGUAUUUGAGAAGCAACUCACGCUAGAUCUUGCGCGCACACUAGCCUCGCCAGCUCCUAGUUCUACGGACUCGGUCAACAAACACCUGAAUGACCUGCAAGCUAUUGGACGACGCGGUAUAUCAGUAUGCAUGGAACAUUCCAGUUCGUCUUCUCCUGCAGAAGUUCCUCUCGAGGACAUUUGGUACCAGCUUCUGGCUAGCCAGAUUCAUACUGUACAAACCCUCUCGGCCUGCUGCUCCACUGGCAAAGGUAGCGACGCAGGGCUUGAGAGUGAAGUGUUGUCGACCUUGCGGGCUAUCGUCCAAGAGACAUUUGCGUCUUUGGUUUCUGUAAGCUCCACUCAGGCAGUAUCGUUUCCUCGACUGUUCAAGCGUUUGGUGGAUCCUGCCAUUCACUCCGGCACGACAGGCAUCCUCUAUGCGGAGUUCCGUACGAUUCUGACUGGCAUGCUGGAAUCGUAUCGAACCGAUGGAGACAUGUUAAUCAUCUCGAAACAUCUCAUUGACCGGGAUGUGUUCGAUUCCGUAGAACUAUACGCAAAAGAGAAAAUGCGUGGCUGGGCCCCAUCUUGCGGUGUAUGUUCAUCAUGUGGUCGGACUUUACUUCCUUCUCAGGCAGAUGUCGAGGGCGUUCAGAUUAGACUUUCACGGACAGGGACUAUAUACCAUCUCAGAUGCUCAGCUUUGGAUUCCUAA
This is a messenger RNA of Suillus discolor, 3795 nucleotides long. RefSeq names its product Golgi CORVET complex core vacuolar protein 8-domain-containing protein. Lineage: Eukaryota; Fungi; Basidiomycota; Agaricomycetes; Boletales; Suillaceae. The transcript is spliced from 4 exons. Gene Ontology annotation, cellular component: late endosome; HOPS complex. The coding region runs from base 1 to 3795 and encodes 1264 amino acids. The record is from RefSeq and is a predicted model, not a curated record. Gene Ontology annotation, biological process: endosomal vesicle fusion; protein targeting to vacuole. Gene Ontology annotation, molecular function: protein binding.